Culicoides brevitarsis is the source of this 2019-nucleotide messenger RNA. RefSeq lists its product as uncharacterized. NCBI's taxonomy places the organism in Eukaryota, Metazoa, Arthropoda, Insecta, Diptera, Ceratopogonidae. The coding region runs from base 554 to 1627 and encodes 357 amino acids. The record is from RefSeq and is a predicted model, not a curated record. The transcript has 3 exons.
ACUCGAAUCACACACGCCAGAGAAGAAAAAAAAUAAUAUUUUAAAAUUAUUUUCUGGAGUUGAAGAAAUUUUUCACCAAAGUACAAGAGUCGAAAUUAAAAAAAAAACUAAAAAUGACUCAAACAAAAUUAAACUUCAAUUGACAAAAACCUGAAAAAAAAAAAAAAAAUCAAAAACAAAUUUCCGGACCUGAAUAAAUUAAAAUAAAUUUUGUGCAUUAUUAGCAAAAAAUACAAUUUUUUUAAAGUGUAUGUAAAUUUAAAGAAAAAAACUAAAAAAAAAACAAACAAAAACAUGCCAAAAAAAUAACGUUGCAAUUUCGUCCAUUUUUAAUAUAAAAAAAAUAAAAGUGUGGUGUACUAAUUAAAUUAUAAAAAAAAAGUUCAAGAAUUUUUUUUUGUUCGUCACUCGUUCGUUGUUGUUGUUGUUGUUGUUUUAAAACAAUAAAAAAAACCGGUGUGAUAAAAAAAAAGACACUGAGCCGUACUAAAAAUUAAUCUAGAAGAUUAGUGAUAUUUGUUGUUAAUUUUUUGUUUUAAAUAAUUGUAAAAAAAUGAUCUUCAUCGACAAACAAAGCGCCACUGAAGGCAAAAAAUUGUUGGAAAGCCAUUUAUUAAAUGUACGAAAUGGCAAAAAAGUGUCAGUGGGCCUUAUCAUACAGCUGGCAUGCAAAGUUGUGCAACAGAAGAUAAGACACACAAUUUUGUUCUUUUCUGUCAUGGCGGGCAGAUGUAUGUGUGGCAUUUUGUCGUGGAUCGUCCUGUUUAUUGGCAGUAUGUUCUUUGCAACAAAGAUAGUUUACUCCACAAAACAUAGUUGUAAGAAAUCGCCCGUUCCUGUACCUGAGUGUCUGCUGGACACAAUUCCCGAGCAACAAGUGCACAGAUGUCGCCACCAAACGGCUCUCGUGCGUCCCGUGCCAAAGCCAACUCCGAUCUCGCACGACGCCUUUUACGAUUGCGUCGAAGAAUCCCUUCCAUCGGCGAAAAAAGAGCUCAAAUCGCUGGAACAUUGUCUGCCGCCCGUUCCAACGCCCAUCCUCAAAAAACCCGAAACAGUCGAACCAAAGCCCGAACCUGUCGUUUUGCGACGUCGCGAAACCGUGCCAUCGAUGCCCGCCACACAAAAACCCGCUCCUCUCGAAAGGCGUCUCAGCAACGUUGAACGCUUCCUCAAAGAAUCUUCGCCCGUACCGGAAAUGGCGCCACGCGAAAACAGCCGCUUCCUCCUCGGCAUCGUCUAUUCCAGCUGUGCCCUUGUUGCUGUGCAAUUUUACGUACUCAUGGCGGCACUCCUUAGCAGCAACAUUCCCUUCGGUCUCAUGUUCCUCGUGGUGUGUUUGAGCAUCAUUGUCGCACUUAUCACGCAAAUUUGCUUCUACCGCAAACUGGAUGACAAAGUGAAGGUGACACGAGUUUCGCGGAAACGACGACGCGAAAGUACGAGCGAAACGGAAAGCGAAAGCAGCACGACGACAAAGGAAUUCAUUCGGGAAUGCGAAAGACGCGGAAAACCCGUGGCACCUGUCAAACCCUUCCUGCGAAUUCCCUCGACGAAGGAGUUGUUCAGCGGAAUUGAAGGACUCAAAAAUACAGCUUCGGAUUUACUGAAGAAGAAGAAACUAUAGAUUAGAUUUAUCUUAUAAAAAAAAAUUAAAAAUACAUAAUUUAGUGAUAAAAAAAAUUGAUCAUAGCAAAAAAAUGAUCAAUGAUGAUGUUUCGACGAAUUAAAAAUUUUUUACGACUCCAAAUUAAAAAGGAGUGAAAUUUCAUCAUUGAACACUUUUUUUUAAUAACUACUAAAAUAAACUAGCUUUAACCGAAAUUUGGAACAAUUUCGUUGUAAAUUGCUAGAUUUUCAAUAAAUUAAUUGUAAGUUUAAAACUAUUGCAAAAAAAAAUUAAAAGACUUAGAGAAUUAAGAGACUCCUGUAUGUUUAAAAGAAAAAAAUAUUUUUUGUACAAAAAAAUCUAAAUAUUUAUGUUCAAUAUAUUUUUGUAAUAUUUACAUGAAAAAAUGG